AUGGAUUUUCAAACCAUAUUUCUAUAUCUCUCACUCUUCUUUCUCUCUCUACACUUCGUGUUUGCGACUCUGAAACAUCGGCUGAGUCCAGCAAAUACACGGCGCCUUAUCCAUCUCUUCCACCUCCCGAUUAAAUCUCCGAUCGCCACCGCUGUUUUCGCCAGAGAAGACGUCCGCGAGUUUCUCAAUUCAUCAAUCCAAACCGUAAAUAAAGAAAACGGUUCAGAUUCGGGUUCCGAUUUCGAUUUCAAAACGUACAUGGUAAGCAAAGCAGAGUCGAUAAACAGAGCACUAGACGAAGCGAUUCCACUCGUCGAGCCUCUCAACAUCCACAACGCGAUGCGUUACGCGAUUCUCGCCGGCGGAAAACGCGUCAGACCGAUACUCUGCCUCGCGGUCUGCGAGCUAGUCGGAGGAGAAGAGCGUUUGGCGAUUCCGGCGGCUUGUGCGGUGGAGAUGAUUCACGCAAUGUCACUCAUCAAAGACGAUCUUCCUUGUAUGGACAACGACGAUCUCCGACGAGGCAAACCCACAACACACAAAGUCUUCGGAGAAAGCGUCGCGAUUCUCUCCGGCGGCGCGCUCUUAGCUUUAGCUUUCGAGCGUCUGACGGAAGCUGACGUGUCAUCUGAGAGAAUGGUUCGAGCGGUUAAGGAAUUGGCUAAGGCUAUUGGCACCAAAGGGCUCGUGGCGGGACAAGCGAUGGAUCUAAGCAGUGAAGGGUUGGGGAAAAACGACGUCGGAUUAGAGGAGCUUGAGUUUAUUCACGUUCAUAAAACCGGUUCGUUGCUCGAAGCAUCGGCGGUUAUCGGAGCGGUGGUUGAUGAUAUUUUGGAUGAGACCAAGUCGUCGGAGGAAUUGGGGAAAACCGCCGGGAAAGAUCAGAUCGCCGGAAAGCUGACGUAUCCGAAAGUGUUGGGUCUUGAGAAUCGAAAGAGUUUGUUGUGA
Messenger RNA from Microthlaspi erraticum, 948 nucleotides. Lineage: Eukaryota; Viridiplantae; Streptophyta; Magnoliopsida; Brassicales; Brassicaceae. The record is from the annotation of a GenBank genome assembly.